Aureobasidium pullulans EXF-150 is the source of this 816-nucleotide messenger RNA. RefSeq lists its product as uncharacterized. The coding region runs from base 1 to 816 and encodes 271 amino acids. Lineage: Eukaryota; Fungi; Ascomycota; Dothideomycetes; Dothideales; Saccotheciaceae. The transcript has 2 exons. The record is from RefSeq and is a predicted model, not a curated record.
AUGGCAAUGAUAGAAGGAGCACAAGUGCGGAGGUCAGACCUCAUCGGAUCACCACAAUCCUCUCGUGCAUCCUCGCCAGAUCUCGACACACUAGAAAGACUGGGUGCGAACCUACAAUUCGAAGUCGUCGACAAGGCAUUUCAGCCCAUAGAGACGGUAGAGAACUUGGAAGAUGAGGAAGAAGAACUCGAAUUCCAACUAUUUGCGCCCACAAAAUCCACAACUGAUGCCUCUACUCCCGCCCCUGCCGCUCAAAAGAUUCGAAUUCGUUCGCCCUCAGAAGAACUUAGAGAACCAGGCAUCGUUGGUCUAGGUCGGCCACUAAGCUAUUACCACACUGGAGAGCUCGACCCUGUACGCGCAAAGGAGUUCGAAAUUGCUGCUGUGACUGGUGCCGAUGUCGUCGCAAUGUCAAAGCAGCCAUGUCCAGGAUGUGCAUACCCGUGGAAAGUUAUCAAGAUGCCGCCAUCACAAGCGAAGUCAGCUCUCGCAGCGGCCGCUGCCCAAUACCCAGUGGCUGAGGCUUUCUUGCCUGAUGUACCAAAGAAGCGCACACGUCUAGGAAAGAAGGCCAGGAUCCAAAAACGACAGAAGCUGGCUGCUAUCAAGGCAAAGAAGGAAGAAGAAGGCAAAUCGAAGGAGGAGAAGGAGAGGCUCGAGCGUGAAAAGAAAGCCAGAAGGAACAGAGAGAAGAAGUUCAAGAAGAGGGCAAGAGAUAAGGCCAAGAAGGCCGCUGGAAAGGACGGAGAUGAUGCUGAUGCAGCUGACGACGGAUCUGAUAGCGACAGCGACGCAGAUGUGGAAAUGACUUCAUGA